UGGCUCAAGUACCUGAAUUGUUUACAAGCUAGUCAUCGGGCCAUCCUUGCUUACUUGAUCGCUAUGGCCGGUUGGGCACAGCAGUGGGCGGAGACUGUGGCCCCCAUUCGUAGCGACUUGGGCUACGAGAACUCGGCCGAGCAGCUCCGCAGGAUUGCCAAGACGCAGCUCCUCAAACUGACAGAUAUCCAGAGGAACCCGCAGCGUUUCUUUGAGGCACACCGGCUGCUGGCCCAACAUGCCACACGUCUUGGCCCGGGUUUUUGGAUCCGAUUCACGGUUCACUACAACCUCUGUUUUGGCUCCGUCGUGGCGGUUGGCGACGACUCGCAGAUCGCGCAGAUGGAGGACUUCGAGAAGAAGGGGCUCCUGGGCUGCUUUGCUCUGACUGAGAAGCUGGCUGGCGUCAACAGCGGCAUGAUCGUGCAGACCGUGGCCGACUGGGACGACGCUGCCAAGGAGUUUGUCAUCGACUCUCCCACCGAGGGGUCCCACAAGAAUUGGAUCUCGCAGGGUCUCGUCGCUGACCUUGCUCUCGUCGUGGCGGACCUCAGGGUGCAGGGCAAGAGCCACGGGCCCCAUGCCUUCUUGGUAGAGUUCCGCAGAGACGGGAAGGUCGUGCCUGGCAUUGAGCUCGGCGACAUGGGCGUGAAAACUGUCGGGAAUGAUUUGGACAACGCGUGGAUUGCAUUCCACAAGCUGCGAGUUCCUCACAGCUGCCUCCUCCGGCGCUACGCAGAUGUUGAGCCUGGCAACGGCGGAAAGUACGUGAGCACCGCCAAAGGCUUCACCAACAUGAUGAUGAUUGGCCAGCGGCUCUUCACAGGCCGUGUGGCGGUGGCGCAGGCAGCACUGACGUUCACCAGGCGCCUCUACGAUAGCACGCGCAGCUACUCGGACAGCAAGGUGGUCUGGGGCCCGAAGGGCAACGCCUCGUUGACCGACAUCCCUCAGUUGAACGCCCUCUUCAAGCACGCUGAAAAGAAGCUGGAGAGCCUGAAUGGCUUCGUCGGGGAGUGUGAGAAGCGUCUAUCCGUGCACCUUGCCAAUGGCACGGUCGCGCCCCUUGAUCUCCAGGAUGCGAUCGCUUGUGCGAAGAUCGCAGCGUCUGAGAGCUGCAUCGAUCUCUGCUUCCGGCUAAAGCAGGACGUAGGCUCUUUUGCGCUUAUGGGGGGUACUGGCUUUGGCGAGAUGGACUUCUUGCAAGCCUGCAAGUUUGCGGAGGGCGACUCGCGAAUCUUGAUGCAGAAGCUGGCAAGAGACCGCCUCAGGGCCAAGAAGCCUGUCGGCUCCGACGGCGAGCAAGUCCUGGCCAAGGAGCUCCAAGCGAUUGCUUCGCAGGGGCAGAAGGCCUGGGAUGAUAAUUUUGAGAAGGUGUAUGACCUGGCUUGGACGGUGGUCACCCGCAUCGUUGAUGAACUAGCUCCAGGAACUCACCUCAGUCUACCUGCUGGACUGUCGAAACUCUGAGCACCCGUCCCUUUUGAAGAUGCUCUAGACUCCUUGCAAGCUUUGUUGAAUACAUUCAGGCGUACUUCCAGUUAAGUCUCCUCCUCCUACUCCAUAUCUCUCCGAGCCUCUGCUUUCUCUCCUCCUCCUCCUCCUCCUCCUGUUCCUCUGAAGCGGACCAGCACUUGGCAUAGGCCAGUGAUCGCGCCCAGCUCUGUGGCGGCACCUCGUCGGUGCAAGACCGUAGGCCGUGUUCCAUGUUCCGAAGUGAUCGUGUUCCGAAGUGAUCGUGAUCAGCAAAACCGCGGUCAUGCCAGGGUGCCCUCUGCUUCCAUGGUCCUCCGGUCAAUCCUUGGACAGCUUCGGAGGUCCAGAGGGUCCUGCAUGGACCUCAGGAUUUUGCAUCCCCAUC
This is a messenger RNA of Prorocentrum cordatum, 1861 nucleotides long. NCBI's taxonomy places the organism in Eukaryota, Dinophyceae, Prorocentrales, Prorocentraceae. The record is from the annotation of a GenBank genome assembly.